Monosiga brevicollis MX1 is the source of this 1038-nucleotide messenger RNA. RefSeq lists its product as uncharacterized. The transcript has 6 exons. Bases 1 to 1038 code for a protein of 345 amino acids. The record is from RefSeq and is a predicted model, not a curated record. Lineage: Eukaryota; Choanoflagellata; Craspedida; Salpingoecidae.
AUGAGUCAACCCGUGAGUAGCACCAUGACCCGCCGGCGAUCGGUGAUUGAUACCUACUCGGAUGGCCGUUCAGCGGUGCGGUUGGAAAACGGCAACAGCUAUAUUGGUGGCUGGCAAGAUGGCAAAUUUCAUGGCGCCGGCGAGCUGGUCGGCGCAGAUGGCCUGCGUUACAAGGGCCAGUUUCAGCUCGGUCAGUUUCACGGCCGCGGUACCUUGACCACCAAGGCGGGUACUUUUGACGGCGAGUUUCAAAACAACAAAAUGCACGGCCAAGGCGCCUUCAAGUAUGCCGACGGCUCCUCCUACACGGGCUCCUACAACGCCGGCAUUCGCGAGGGUCAAGGCCAACUCACACUCCCCGAUGGAAGUCACUACAAAGGCCCCUUCAAGGUCCGAUCUGUUGCGAUACCGCCCCCACCCCGCCAAGACGAUCCCGCGCUCACCCAAAUGCGUGGUGCCGUCUCGAACGACAAGCAAGAAGGCGUUGGUGUUCUCGUCCUGGCGGAUGGGUCCAAAUAUGAGGGCGCUCAUCUACUAGUCAAGGGCAACUUUGUCAAGGGGGCUCUGGAAGGCCCCGGCGUCAUGUCUGUACCGGAUGGCCGUGCCUAUGAAGGCGAGUUUGUUGGCGGCAAGCCCCAUGGUCAAGGCAAGCUGACCUUGCCAGAUGGAUCGCAUUUUGAAGGCGCCUUUGUUUCUGAUAAUCGGCAAGGUCCAGGCGUUCUCAAGAGCAAGCGCGCGGGCCUCCCUCCGUUUACAUACGAUGGACUGUGGAAGAACGACAAACGCCAUGGCCGUGGCAAGCUCACCUUUGAAACAGAGAAAGGCUCACUCGUAUUUGAUGGGGAGUUUGACAACGGCCGACCCCUGGAAGGUGGCACUAUGACAUGGCCCGAUGGGCAUCAACAAACUUUGAAGGUGGAGGAACGUUUUGCCGCAUACCUGGGGCCUGGCUCUCAUGCUUUUGGCUGGGAACUCGCUCUUCUCAAGGUUCUCGAGGCCCAACGCGCUGCCGUGGUCAGUUGUCUCUCUUUCAUCUGA